AUGGCGCGGGUCGAAAAUUUACUCGAAGACCUUCUCAAGAGAGACUCCAUGGGAGGAAGUACCGUCGGCCAUGCGGAGCAAAUUCAGAAAGCAGUCACUCAUGGCGUGAACUCUGGCCCUGUACAAGAUGCGGCCCCAUCCAAGUCCCUCAAAACGCCUUACUUUGAAGCAACGGAACCCCUGAAGAAACCAGAAACAGCAGGUUUCGAUAUUCUAGAUUGUGGCAUUGACGCCCCAAGCUCAGAAUCACUUCAACAAUUUUCUGGUAAACAUGGCAAGCACGACAAACUAUCUCAAACACUGUACGCAUCCUUGCCAUCGGCAGAUGAUAUGAGAAUAAUAGUUGAAGCAUGUGGCAACACCUCUUCUUUGUUCUAUCAGAUGCAAAUCGUACCUUAUAGCGAGCUGGACAGGACAACUUCUCUCGAGAGCAUGUUUGCGAGGCCAAGUCCCGGUGCGCAUCCUGUUCUAAUAGCAAGAAAUAUGCUUCAUGUCGCGACAGCUUUGCAACAUCUUCAUCCCGAUUUCAAUAAAAAUGUGCGACAGUUAUCGGAGCCCCCUAGGGAGAUGAUGAGGAGGCUAUCAGCGAUUGCUACCAAUAUCGUUACAACAAACGAUGACCUUAUGUACUGCAUUGAAGGGGUUGACAGCCUGUUAGUAGAAAGUUGGUUUCAUACCAAUGGCGGAAACCUGCGAAAAGGGUUGGUCACUACUCGGAGAGCUUUGACUAUUGCGCAAUUGAUGGGCUUCCAUCGACCCGGAAAGGCAAAAUGCAAAAUGGUUGAUACCAAAACGAAGGCUUAUCCAGAGUUCAUCUGGCACAGAAUUACUGCUCUUGAGCGGUAUCUCUGUCUAACGCUGGGGCUUCCUGAAUCAACAAACGAUAACAGUAUGGUCUCCGAAGAAAUACUUCUGAAUGAUACGCCAAUGGGACGGCUUGACCGUAUACAUUCCGUGGUGACAUCACGAAUACUACUGCUUAAUCAAUCGAAAUUAAGUCCCAGUGAUCUCUCCUCAGUACAGGAGCUUGACGAAGAGUUGCAAAAGGCUUCAAAAAACUUCCCAGAUAAGUGGUGGCUCAUCCCAAACCUAGCCACUGUUGCAGCUCAACCAGAGGCGCUGUUCUGGGAUAUGCGCCGACUUUUCCACCAUUUGUAUCAUUAUAACCUCCUCAUCCAACUUCAUUUGCCAUAUAUGCUCAGCUCUGCAGCUGCUGAAAAGCGAUACGGGCCUUCACAGAUUAUCUGCGUCAAUUCUGCACGCGAAAUCCUCUCACGUUUCACCAUGUUCCAUAGCUUCAACCGCAUUGCCUUCAGCUGUCGCACUAUCGACUUUUUUGGCUUAAUGGCAGCUAUUACCUUACUCAUUGUACACAUCGAUGGACACCAACAUGAGUCAGCUUCUAUUAACCCUGUGCACUGGCAACAGAGCCUUGCAAUGCCAACAAAUAACCUAUUUGCGCAUCAAAGAUCGAGCGACCGCGCGUUGAUAGAAAACAUUCUAGAUAUUAUGGACGAAGUCAGCCGAGUGGAGAAAGAGACCAUGACUCUUCAGAUAUCCAGCAUUUUGCGGCGUUUGAUGACUAUCGAGGCUAAAGCCGCGGAAGGACCCAUUCAGCCUACUGCCCAGCUUCCAGCAACAGGAGAGAUCCCAUGUACUCGAAAUAGUAAUGAGACUGUCAGGGUGUCAAUUCCCCAUUUCGGGGUCAUCGAAAUCACCCAGCACGGCAUUCUUUUCAAAGACUCCCCUCACAUGCAGCAAAGUAUGGCAGACGCUUCACAGCCAAGACUUCAAGGCCCCGUUGGAACCAGUAUACAGAAUACUUACGUGCGAACUGGCGAUAAUAUGUCUUGCUCUGAGUUACUCCCAGCGGAGAAAAAUUUCCAGCAGCACGAACCACUCUUCCUCUUUGAAAGCCGGGUCUCUAGUGCUGCCCCCUUUUCCCCAACAGGGCAGACUAGAAGUUCCCUUCCUGAUGCCGUUGACCAACGGACCAAUGCAUUUCCAACAACUGCUGGGGAUGACCACAGCGCCGGGCAGAACACCGAUCUCGCAUUCUUUGACUCCCUCAUUAGAGAAAUCGGGAUAGAUGAGGAGAAUAGCAUUGAUUGGCUGGCUUGGCUAAAUGUGCCUUGA
Penicillium verhagenii is the source of this 2136-nucleotide messenger RNA. RefSeq names its product fungal specific transcription factor domain-containing protein. The record is from RefSeq and is a predicted model, not a curated record. The coding region runs from base 1 to 2136 and encodes 711 amino acids. The transcript has a single exon. NCBI's taxonomy places the organism in Eukaryota, Fungi, Ascomycota, Eurotiomycetes, Eurotiales, Aspergillaceae.